GCAGCGUCAGCCAGUCACUGACAGUCUUCCACCACUGGCAACGUCAGCAUGUUGUCCCGGUCAGUGUUUCUGCUGCUCGGUGUUCUGCUGAUGACUGCUGCCACUCAGGAUAGCGAGGAACAGCAGAAAGAAGAGGAGGAAAUAUACUUCAGCGUUGCCGCAAGUGAAGGUGAAGGGCCGCCUGAGAACGUGAUAGUGACGCCGGUGGGAUCCAACGCUCUCAAUGUGUCGUGGGAUCCAAAUGAGCCGCCGCCUGAAUAUUAUAGGGUCCAAAUUCUAUUUGAAUCUAUAGAUAAUAAAACGAACAACACAUACUUGUUCAUAAAUGGACUGAAAUGGUGCAGUUCUUAUAAAUUAAGAAUAUACGCAGUGUACAGCGAUAAGCAGUAUUACACUCCAGUAACAGGCACAACAAACAGUCCAGAGCCACCGCCACCACAGAGCUGCUGGUUCUCGAACGUAUUCACCUCAACAUUAGUUGUUAACUGGAUUGAUCCAGUCUUUAACUGUAGCAUUGAAAACCACAGCAUCAGUUGGUCGUGGGACGUUCUGUGGAGCGACGAGAAAGGGUCAAAUGAAACCUUCAGCAUGGAGAAUAACAUAAAAUUCAGCAAUCUUCAACCCUAUACGAACGUCACAGCCAGUGUGGCCGCCGCCAGUUCCGCAGGUUUUGGCCAACCAUCAACUUGCUGGAAUGUUACUGAUCAAGAAACACCAGGAGCUCCUGUGAUCACCAGCAUCACCUCCUAUGAACUCUCACUGUACGUCUCCUGGUCACCGCCUGAAGAAGCGAACGGAGAACUGGGCGACUAUGAGAUCAACAUUGUGAGUGAGCAAGACGACAGUGACUACACCGUGUACACCAGCGACACGGAGGCUGUGAUCAGUAACUUGAGCCAGUGUGAGCCGUACCUCAUCAACCUCCGUGCUCAGACUGAUGUCGGCUGGGGACCCUAUUCUGAUACCUGGAAUAUUACUCACAAUGUUACUGUUGAGCCCAACUUCGUGGAGUGUCGCCAGGAGGAGAGCGUCAUCAGGGCGUGCUGGGCGCCCUGCUCCCCUGCCUGUCUCAUCUCCAGUGACACCCAGGACCUCUACACCGUCACCUGGCACGGUGACGUUCUCUGGUCCAGUGACGCAGACUCUUCUGGGAGCGACCCCAUGUCCUGGGAGGAGGUCCCUGAGCUGUGUUACCAGCUGUCGGGCCCCUAUGUCCCCUACACUAACUACAGUCUCUGUGUGGGUGUCUACGGCCAGGUGACAGCCACCGGGUGCUGCUCCGCUCUCACACCACAGUCUGCGCCAGGUCCGCCUGUCAUUCUGACGGUCACCUCAUUUGACGGAUCAGCUUCUGUCUUGUGGCAGCCUCCUGUCAAAGUCAAUGGUAUAAUUUCGAUAUAUGAGGUCCACUAUAGGAGUGAAAAUCAUUCUGUACUUAUAAAUGUGACUGGAGGAGACACCGAGGCUGUGGUUGAUGGUUUAGAUGUCUGUGAGAACUACACCAUCACUGUGAGGGCGAUGACUGAGGGCGGAGAUUGGGGACCCGAGUCUGAGCCCUCGGCUGUUACCAUCGAUGGUCCGGUGGCACCAAGUCCCGUGGAGUGUUCAAUUGUAGAGGGUGACGUGAAGGUGUGCUGGACGCCGUCUCCCCGCUACUGUCCCAUGGACGGCUACACCGUCACCUGGGACGGCGCCAGGCUCUGGACACACAACACCGACCAUGAGGCUGGCAACAGCACAGAGCCUUGGGAGGACGAGAGUCAGAGCUGCCACCAGCUGGAGAACACUGUGCCAUACGCGGCCUACAACGUCUGUGUCAGUGUGUCGGACUAUGACACAGACACCACCUGCUGCCACCCGAUGACACCAGAGGCUCCUUCGUCAGCACCCACUGACCUGACGGUGGAGAGCCUCAACUCCUCCCAGGCGCUGCUCUCCUGGGACCUGCCUCUCCGCCUCAAUGGUCGGCUCCUGGGCUGGAACCUCUACUGGAAUGAUGACAAUGACAUCAUAAAUGAUGCAUUUUUUAACUCGACAGACUAUACAUAUCUGAUUGAAGAGCUUCAUCCCUCUACUGAAUAUUCUGUCAGGUUAAUGGCUGUCAACGGGAUGGGUCCUGGUGCUCCAGCGGUCGUGAACUUCACCACCACCGAGGCUCAGCCCAGCCCGCAAGCCAGCCACGUUGGUCUCAUCGUUGGGUCCUCCGUAGGUGGCGCGCUGCUUCUAGCGGUGGUAGUGGCGGGCAGCGUGUUCUACGCCUCCAGGAGGUCGUCCCGUAAUAAUAAACCAUUAUAUGCAAGUCGCGAGUCACUGUCGACCAACAAAAGUAUUAUGAAUAAACGGAAGUCGAAGUCAUAUGAUUUAGUCGACAGUGGAAUCCAAAAUUACCCUCUACAGAGACGGGCUUCGGAGGCCCCUGGAGCAGUUAGUAAAAUGGACAAUUAUCCUGUGAAGAGACGAGCAUCCGAGGCUUCACUUGGAGUCGGCAGACCGAAUAAUUACCCUCUACAGAGACGGGCUUCGGAGGCCCCUGGAGUAGUUAGUAAAAUGGACAAUUAUCCUGUGAAGAGACGAGCAUCCGAGGCUUCACUUGGAGUCGGCAGACCGAAUAAUUACCCUCUACAGAGACGGGCUUCGGAGGUCCCUUACCCUAGAGUGGGUAAGUAUCCCCUACAGAGACGCGCCUCUGAGAUCCCAAGUCAGGUCAGCAGAAUGGAUAAUUAUCUUCAGAGACGUAAAUCUGCGGCCUCAAUUACAACCGACAGUCGAAUGAUGAGAUAUCCUGAUCCGAGACGCUCAUCAGAGGCCUUCGGGAGAGUCAACAGCGGGAUCCAUAAUUACAACGGACAGCGACGUGCCUCUGAAAUCCCCGGUGGAGUCCACAGUCGCAGCAGUAACCUCGCGAGGCGUGCAUCGGAAACACACAGUGGUAUCAGCAAUGCAAGAAAAAAUGUCCCUCUACAAAGACGUUCAUCAGAAAUCCCUGGUGGGAUUAACGCUGAAGGAAAAAAUAUUCCUAUAAGUAGACGUGCGUCUGAAAUGUGGGGCGGUGUAAACAACGAGAUUAAACAGUUCCAUAGACAAUUGCGUGCAACUGGAACUGGAGCACUAGGUGGAGCCCCAGGUGGAGCCCCAGGUGGAGCCCCAGGUGGAGCCCCAGGUGGAGCCUCAGGUGGAGCACCAGGUGGAGCACCAGGUGGGGUCACUAGAGGAAUCAACAAUGACGCGAAUAAAUACCAUGGGGAAAGACGAGCAACAGAAAUGUAUGGUGGGAUCAAGCCUAGACUGAGCAAUUACCCUGAACAUAGUCGCCGAUCAAUAUACCCCACAGCCAGGAGCACCACAGCCAGGAGCACCACAGCCAGGAGCCCCACAGCCAGGAGCCCCACAGCCAGGAGCCCCACAGCCAGGAGCCCCACAGCCAGGAGCCCCACAGCCAGGAGCCCCACAGCCAGGAGCCCCACAGCCAGGAGCCCCACAGCCAGGAGCACCACAGCCAGGAGCACCACAGCCAGGAGCCCCACAGCCAGGAGCCCCACAGCCAGGAGCCCCACAGCCAGGAGCCCCACAGCCAGGAGCCCCACAGCCAGGAGCCCCACAGCCAGGAGCACCACAGCCAGGAGCACCACAGACAACAUGUCGGGCUGGUCACUCUCUGUGCUACUUCUGGGCGUCAUGCUGGUGACAGUUGCCGCCCUCGACAGUGAGGAGCAGCAGAAAGAAAAUAAAGAACAUCUUAAAGUGUCUUUAGAGCCAGGUGAAGGGCCGCCUGUGAACGUGAUAGCGACGCCGGUGGGAGCCACCGCCCUCAACGUGUCGUGGGACCCGCCAGAGACGGCGCCUCAGUAUUAUACUGUCGAUGUUACGACAAUCUUCAAUGCUGAAACAUCUGACACAUUCUCCCUCAUAGACGAACUGGAAAGUUGCCAAUACUAUGCAGUUGUUGUGUCGUCUGUUUACUAUGAUGGGGUGUCCAGUCCAAGUUUUGGGUCUGGCACAACCAAUGCUCCAGUACCGCCAGCGCCAGAUAGCUGCUCGUUAACUCUAACAUCAUCAAGCACGGUGACUGUUAGCUGGCAUGACCCGGCUCUUGAGUGUGGCAGUUUUGAUCACGACAUUAAGUGGUCGUGGGACGUCCUGUGGAGUGACGAGCAAGGCUCAGAUGAAACCUUCAGCAGUGAGACAAGCAUCACGAUCCCCGACCUCUCACCUUACACCAGCCUCACAGUGAACGUAGCAGUGAUCAGUACGGGAGGAGCUGGUCAACCCACAUCUUGCUCCAUCACCACACCUGAGGAAGCUCCUGGACCUCCUAACAACUUGCAACUAGAGCAGGAAGCAACGUCUAUCACCGCCACCUGGGACCCGCCUCAGGAGAUGAAUGGCGUGAUUAUGGGUUACCUGGUCAUGUGGGAUGACGGAGAGGGUCUUCCUGACGAGGCAACUCUCGAUAAUUCAGCUCGUUCAUAUACAAUUCAGAAUCUUACACGAUGCCUGGAGUACACUGUUAGUGUUAGUGCAAAUACCUCCACAGGUUGGGGAGCAGAAGCACAAAGCAUGACCUCCAUCCCAAAUUAUCUUCCAGUUGAGGCUCUGGAAUGUUACGGGAGCGAGUCACGAGGAGUUGAUCUGGUCUGGAGCCUGGAGUCACCAGACUGUCAGGUGGCUGGCUUCACCCUCUCCUGGAACACGACUGUUGAGUGGUCCAACCAACAAGAUGAAGACAACAUAACCCUCUCAGGAGCCGUCACUAACUACUCCAUAGCCGACCUUGAGCCGUACACGGAGGUCAACGCCUGCCUGGUCGUUGAUGGGGUCGAGGGCGAAUGGUCGUGCUGCUCCUCCACUACCCUGGAGGAAGUUCCUGGACCUCCUGUCAACCUGAGUCUUGAGGUGGACCAAACGUCUCUCCGUGUCUCUUGGGGUUAUCCUGAGGAGAAGAACGGCGAGAUUAUAGCCUUUACGAUCUCGUGGGAAGAUUUAGAGGGCGAUUCGUAUAACGAGACGGUGGAUGCUGAUGUGCUCUCGUACACAAUAGAGCCCAUCAUUCCCUGCGUGGAGUACAAUGUUACAGUUACAGCCAGCACGUCUGCGGGCCCGGGAGCUGGAGCACAAGACCUGGCCAUCAUCCCAAAUUAUCUGUCGAGAGUGAGCUGCAUUAAUAGUGUGAAUCGACAAAUCAGUGUUACUUGGAGCCUGGCCGAGCCUGAGUGCACAGUGCCCAACUACAGCUUGGCAUGGAACUCCACUGUCCUAUGGGGGUCCAACCAACAAGACAGCAAAACUGAGACGGUGAAUGGGACGUGGACCGACGCGGUCAUCCCGUCCCUGGAGCCCUACACCAGGGUGGACGCCUGCCUGAGUGUGGGCGGUCAGGAGCAGGCGCCCAGGUGCUGCUCGGCCACCACUCUCCAGGAGCCGGCCUCUGAGCCGACUAACUUGCAGAUGGUGAACAGGAGCAGGACUUGGGCCGAGGUCUCUUGGGCCCCGCCUGAGCACCUCAACGGCGUGCAGACGUCCUGGCACCUAACCUGGCGCACCGGCUCUUCCAUCGUUAAUGAAUCAGAUAUUGCUUUAGGGAUUAAUAAGCGCGUCAUUACAGACCUCCAGCCCGACACUAACUACCUUGUUAGCUUGCAGGCUCGCAAUGUUGCAGGACUCGGAGCUCAAGCAAACAUUAGCUUCAUCACUCUUCCAGACAUUCAGUCAAAGAGUAACGUCGGAGUGAUUGUUGGGGCUUCUGUUGGCGGAGUGGUGCUGCUGGUGCUGCUAGUGGGAGGCUUUACCUUCUACUUCACCAGGAGGUACAAUAGAAGCGAUGACUCCGAUCGGUCCGGCUCUGUGUUAGAAAAUCGAGAUCAACAAUACGUGAGACGCGAGUCACAAGCGUUUGGCGGGCGGCGGCCCUCGGGAGCGAACAAUGGGAGCAGCGUUAAUGGAGAUGUUUACCAGGGAGGCAGACGGCCGUCCCAGGCGCAAUAUGCAAAAAGAAUGAGCCAGGCUAGUGUUGAUCCUUGGAAGGGUCCAUCGCAAGCCCUCGGCGCAAGAAAAUAUAGUCAAGCUUAUCUUGAACAAAGACGUCAGUCACAGGCGCCUUCUACAGCAGGAAUUCUCGGUGAUAGUCAUGGACAGAGACGUCCGUCACAGGCGCCUUCUACAGCAGGAAUUCUCGAUGAUAGUCAUGGACAGAGACGUCCGUCACAGGCGCCUUCUACAGCAGGAAUUCUCGAUGAUAGUCAUGGACAGAGACGUCCGUCACAUCCUACAACCAGAACUCUUGAUGUUGAUCUUGGGCAGAGACGUCCGUCACAUCCUACAACCGAAAAUAUAGAUGUUAACCAUGGACAGAGGCGCCCGUCUCAGGUACCUACUGCAAGCGGAAGUGACUACACGCACUAUGGAGAAAGGCGUAAGUCUCAAGUAGGCGAUGCAAGAAGAAGUAGUGAGGCCUACCCGGGUUUGAGACGUUCCUCGCAGGCGCCUGCUCCAGGCCGACUUGGCCCUGGUCACUCUGGACCACGGCGCGCCUCCGAGGCCGCCAUAGGAAAAGAUAUUGAAAAGAAUUAUCUUCCAAGAGACAGACGGGCUUCAGCGGCACCUGGUGUAGGUAACCGCGAAGGCCCAAGCUACCUUGAUCAGAGACGGGCUUCAGCGGCUCCUGGUGUAGGUAACCGUGAAGGUCCGAGCUACCUUGAUCAGAGACGGGCUUCAGCGGCUCCUGGUGUAGGUAACCGUGAAGGUCCGAGCUACCUUGAUCACAGACGGGCUUCAGCGGCUCCUGGUGUAGGUAACCGUGAAGGCCCAAGCUACCUUGAUCACAGACGGGCUUCAGCGGCUCCUGGUGUAGGCAAUAGAGGAAACCCGAAUUUCCCUGGACAGAGACGCGCUUCAGAAAUGCCCGGUAGAAGCUAUUAUGAAAUGCAAAGUUACCCCAAACAAUGACGUGUGGGAGGCAUUUGAGACUCGAGACCAACCUGACCCGAAGGAACAGUCCGAGGGAACACCAACACAACACCAUCUCCUAUAAAUGAAUACUAUUGUAACAAAAAAUGCAAUAAAUAUCUAUUCAACAGAAUGUCUGUCCGUCUAAGAUUGAAGGCCAGAAGAUGUGAGAUAGUUCCGCCAAAAUCUGCAGGUAGCCUUUCUGAUGUUAGAGGUAGUGUGGGGGCUUCUGUGUUAUGUCCCUUGUGUAGCCAUCCUCAUGUCUUGUGGGGCCUCAGUCUUAUAUAUUAUGUUAUUUUGGCAAUACUUCUAUGCCCGCCCCACAUAGUCUGGUGGGUAAAGUGAGCGUCCCGUGUGUUGCAGGGCUGGUGUUCGAUCCCCCGAUGAUCUAGAAAGUGUAGCGCCGUUCCUUCUCACUGUUCACAUAUCCCAGAUCCUGGGCCUCAUAUCCCUGGCUGAGCGGUUGCUCCUCAUAAUUACUUUUCUCUUCUGAAGCUGGUGAAGGGAACUUUCUCACGGGAUUAUUACUGAAGCCUUAAUCAGUCUUCUGUCAUUACUUCAGACUUUUUUGUACAUUGUAUCAGCCUCUCAUCAUGAAUGAGUUAGACUUCGCGUCAUAGUGAAGUGGCUUAUUAUUCAAUCCAUUCCUCAUUAUUAAUGCCUUAAGCCACCAAGCUUAAAGCUCUACCAUGAGGUAGAGCUUUAAGCUUGGUGAUAUUACGUUAUCCAUUAUGUAAUUAUACCAACGUACGGUAGCUUGGUCAGCUUUACCUGGUAAUGUAAAUAUUUAAUUACUUCAUCCUUAGCGCGCUAUGUAAGAUUUAAGUCUUGUGCAAUGUAAGCCCGGAGGCAAUAUAAGAGCCUUAAGUUAUCACAUAAACCAGUAAACCAUUUGAAAAAAAACUUUAAUUGGUAGAAUUAAGGCCUUAGGGCUGUUGUAAAAAGCCUUAAGAAUUAAGAUAUAUUACCAUGCCCCAAGGCCUUUUAUAAUGACUAAGAUUUAUAUACUGUAUUAGUCUCUUAGUUAUACUGUAUUAGUUUUUUUUGGUGAUUUUAUAGUGACCAAAGACUUAUAUCAUUAUAAAA
Molecule: messenger RNA, 8028 nt
Organism: Procambarus clarkii (red swamp crayfish)
Lineage: Eukaryota; Metazoa; Arthropoda; Malacostraca; Decapoda; Cambaridae
Source: RefSeq, a predicted model, not a curated record